CUGGGUGUACCUAUACCUCAUCUUUGCCCAAAGUUAGGUUGGAACCAGCAACCCUGUGACCCCAAAAGAGAUUUUGCGGGUUGUAAUGAUGAAUCCAUGGAUUUAAAUUGUAGUGUUCACAAUGCGGAUUUAUCAGUAGACUAACAUCCCUUUUUUUGCUAUUGCACUGUAUGAGACUAAGACAGCAGGAGGAAGUCCAACCUCAAAAGCUGGUGUGGAGUCCUUCAGUACACACACUCUGAACUGCUGCCAAGCCGAGAACGAUGAAUCCUGUUCGCCCAUAUGCACCUCUCCAGGACGAGCCUGUUCCGCUGCAGGACACUCCACAUCACAUGUACCCCGGACAGCUUCAUGGGCCUGAAGCUGCAGGGGGUCAGCAUACUAUUGUCCUCCAAUCUGAGCCCCCCAGGGACCACAUCAUCUGGUCCCUCUUCUGCUUUUUUUACUCCAACCCAUUCUGCCUGGGACUGGCAGCUCUCGUCUUCUCCAUCAAGUCCAGAGACCGGAAGAUGGUCGGAGAUCUGGAAGGCGCCCGUCACUAUGGCUCCACCGCUCGCUGUCUCAACAUUGCAGCCACCAUCAUAGUGUGCAUCACAGCUCUCAUUGUCAUUAUUGUCGUUGCUGUUGUUGCAGGUCAAGUGUCUUAUACAUAUAGAACAGGGCAUUACGGAAAAUAAAUGUUGUUUUAAUUACAACUUGAAAUUUUCUCUGAAAUUUGAGAUGCUGUUUUGUGAUUUGACAGUUUCACUUUCAUCUUUGAAAAGAUAAAAUACAAAAAUAUAUUUUCAAACUUUUUUUUUUAACUUCCAUGCGCUGAAACUAAUACUUUUUUAUUAAUUUUUUUGCCAAAUCUUAGUUUUUGUUAUUUUAUUUUUUGCAAUGCUUUGUUGCUGCUAAAUCUCUUUUAAGAUUUUUUUUUUUACAUCUGACAAAAUGCUUUCUAGAAGCUCAUGAAAGAACAUUUAUGACCAAACGCUUAAACAGUUUGCUUUUUCAUGACAAAACUGAACUAUGUUUUAACUCAAAAUUAAAGGCUGUUAAACAAAGUAAAGUGUACUGUUUUAAUAUUUUUAAAAAAGGCUUAAACAGCUGACAAUUUAAGAAUCCCACAUAAACAGAAACACAAAACCUGUUUUUUUGACUGAGUGAAUAUAAAAAAAGUUUCUAACGAGAUUUAAAUAGAUUUGAUCAAGACAGCGAUACGUUAAGCUUGUAUAAAAUCAUUUUACUUUGAGUUCAUCUAAAAUUACAUUUUUUCGUCCAGACAUUUGGUAGAAGGUGGCUUCUCCAUAAA
This is a messenger RNA of Oryzias melastigma (Indian medaka), 1294 nucleotides long. Its product is annotated as dispanin subfamily A member 2b. The transcript is spliced from 2 exons. The record is from RefSeq and is a predicted model, not a curated record. Bases 264 to 677 code for a protein of 137 amino acids. Lineage: Eukaryota; Metazoa; Chordata; Actinopteri; Beloniformes; Adrianichthyidae. Gene Ontology annotation, cellular component: plasma membrane.